This is a messenger RNA of Caenorhabditis elegans, 2416 nucleotides long. RefSeq names its product Acetyl-coenzyme A transporter 1 (gene T26C5.3). NCBI's taxonomy places the organism in Eukaryota, Metazoa, Nematoda, Chromadorea, Rhabditida, Rhabditidae. Gene Ontology annotation, biological process: acetyl-CoA transmembrane transport. Gene Ontology annotation, cellular component: membrane. Gene Ontology annotation, molecular function: acetyl-CoA transmembrane transporter activity. The record is from RefSeq and is marked reviewed.
UCUUUUGGCGCUUCUCAUAUCGAUUGAAGAUAGCUAUUGGUAUAGAAAAUUGGACACCAGAUUCUUCAUAUUCCUAUUUCAAUUCUACGUCUAUCGAAAGUUCAAGAUCUCUCUCACUCACCCCUACAACUGAUUAUUUUACCUGUGUUCUUUUUGUGUGGCGCCUGCUGAGACAAAAGUAGUUCUUAUUGGCACCGCCCAUUGAAUGUCAGACGUUGGUUUGUCGUCUAAGACGUCUUCAUCUCGGUCACCUCAACCGACGAAGAACACACUGAACAAUGACAGCUACUGUCGGACCAUUUGAUUUAAGUGAAUCUGUUGAAUUUGAUUCUACUAUUCAUCCACAUCCAUCACAAUGCACAAUUGUAUCGAUGCAGGAAAAACAAGAGGAAGAGGAAAAGAAAUGGAAAAAGAAGAAAAAGAACGUGGACCCCAAUGCAAACUGGUUCAAACGAACACAUGACACACUUAAAGGAGAUAUCUCAUCUAUAUUGUUACUCUUAUUCUUAUAUCUUCUUCAAGGAGUUCCGCUCGGAUUAAUCGGAGCUAUUCCAUUGUUAUUAUCCGGAAAACAUGUAUCAUAUGGAUCACAAGCUAUUUUUUCAUUUGCAUAUUGGCCUUUUAGUUUGAAACUAUUAUGGGCUCCAAUUGUCGAUUCAGUAUUCUCAAAACGUCUUGGAAGAAGGAAAUCAUGGAUGGUUCCAUGUCAAUAUCUUAUUGGAGCAUUCAUGCUUUACCUUUCCUAUAAAGUUAAUGAUAUUAUGGGAGAUAAUGGAGGAUCACCAAAUGUCGUGUUUCUGAUGCUCAUCUUUUUACCACUCAACUUCCUUGCAGCUACACAAGAUAUUGCUGUGGAUGGAUGGGCAUUAACUAUGCUUUCAAGGAAAAAUGUUGGAUAUGCCUCCACUUGUAAUGCAGUAGGCCAGACUGCAGGAUAUUUCCUUGGAAACAUUGUUUUUUUGGCUCUCGAAUCUCCUACAUUUUGCAAUGAUUUCCUGAGAUCAAAAGAGAAUUACAAAGAUACUGGAAUCAUCGACCUAGCAGGGUAUGUCUUCUUCUGGGGAUGGGUAUUCAUUGUUACCACAACAUUGGUACUCGUUCUGAAGCGUGAAGUUGACAAGUCAGUGCCAUCGAAUCAAAACAAUGGAGAAGUUGUUCCAGCUGGAGAAGAGGAUGAAGAAUUGGAACUUGGAGUUGCUGAAUCGUAUGCCGUAUUGUACAAGAUUCUCAAACUGAAAUCAAUUCAUUAUAUGGUCGCAAUUCUUCUUACUGGUAAACUAGCGUUUGCCGCUUCUGAUGGAAUGACCAGUUUGAAAUUGAUCGAAAUGGGAAUUCCAAAGGAUCGGCUAGCAGGUAUUGGAGUUUUCCUGACACCAAUGCAAAUCAUGUUACCAUGGAUGAUUGGAAAAUGGACCGCUGGGCCUCGUCCAUUGAACGUAUUCCUAUUGGCUUUCCCAUACAGAAUUUUCAUUGGAGGAGUCUUUGCUGCACUUGUUUGGUGGACUCCACAUUUUAGUCUUCCCGAUGGAAAGUUUGAAUACUCGGUUUAUAUUGUUUGGAUUACCGGAUACAUUUUCCAUCAGCUUGCCACAUACUCGAUGUUCGUCUCAAUGAUGGCAUUCAUUGCUCAAAUUUCUGAUCCUCGAAUUGGUGGAACUUACAUGACCAUGUUGAACACUCUUAACAAUUUGGGAGGAAAUUGGCCGGUUACUGUAGUUUUAGCAGUGACAGAUUGGUUUACCUACAAAGAUUGUGUUGUCAAGGGAACGAAAGAAAUUUUGUACGCUUGUAAUACGAAAGUGUUAGCUGAUCAAUGCUCGUCUGGUGGUGAUGUAUGUGAAGUGGCAGUUGAUGGAUAUUUCAUUUCGGUUGCAAUUUGUUCCGUUAUAGGAGUUAUUUGGUACAAAGUGUUCUACAACAAGAUCAAGUACCUGCAGAAGAUUCCACGAAGCCAAUGGAGAGUCUUCCCAUCAAGAUCUGCCGAAUAAAAGAUCCCUAUGAAACGAAAAUUCUUACUUAAAAAUAAUUUAAUCCUUUAUUUUUUUGCAUGCACAACAAACAAAUAGUAGAAUAAUAAUAAUGUUUCCGGGCGUUUUUUUAGCGUUUAAUGUAUUUUUAUCUCCUGUCAUUUUUUUGUAUAACUAUGAUUCUCAGUUUUAGUGAAUCGCAUGGCUUGGUCUGACUCCUCUCUCUCUCCUCCACAGCUUUCCCCUGGUCCUCACAGUUUUUCUUUUGGCAUUCAUAAUUUUUAAAAGAUCCUGUGUUCUCUCUUCCUCUCCCCUCUUUCUCUGUGAUAAUAAUUAUGCCAAGGUUUGUGAUGAUUGAAAUGACUUCAAUUUGAUUGAAUUCUUAUUAUUUAUUCUUCUUUCUGUCCUUUUCUUUCUAUAUAUAGUACAUAAUAAAUGGUUAUAUAAUG